Neopelma chrysocephalum (saffron-crested tyrant-manakin) is the source of this 2370-nucleotide messenger RNA. RefSeq names its product ADCYAP receptor type I (gene ADCYAP1R1). Gene Ontology annotation, cellular component: neuron projection; plasma membrane. Lineage: Eukaryota; Metazoa; Chordata; Aves; Passeriformes; Pipridae. Gene Ontology annotation, molecular function: G protein-coupled peptide receptor activity; peptide hormone binding; vasoactive intestinal polypeptide receptor activity. The transcript has 18 exons. The record is from RefSeq and is a predicted model, not a curated record. Gene Ontology annotation, biological process: cell surface receptor signaling pathway; adenylate cyclase-modulating G protein-coupled receptor signaling pathway. Bases 674 to 2227 code for a protein of 517 amino acids.
CGGGGGAGGAGGUGUUUGCAUUUCUCCGCAGGACCAGCUCGCUUUGCAGAGCAUUGUCUGGGUAUGAGAAUCACACACAGGCACAGGGACAGGGGCGAGCGCACCGGAGCAUCUCACUCGGGCAGAGCAUCUCAGCCAGCCUGAGCACCCUUUCAGUCCCCUGCCCCUCCCUGAGCACCAACAGCCCCCCUAACAAAAGAGAAAAAAAAAAGAAAAAAACAAAGUUUGCAAAUAUCCCGCCUCCCCCUUUGGUUUUAUUUUAUUUUUUUUUUUGGUUAGGUGGUUGUGGUUUUGUUUUUUAUUUUAUUUUAGCGAUGGCAAAUUCCUUCACGGCCAGGAGCUGGCCCAUCCCCUGAGCAAAGGCAGCUCGGACAUGACCGGCAGGCGAGGGAGGAGGAGGAAUUUGGAUUCCCUUCGGAGGCGCCGACCCCUCCUCCGGCCGGGGGGGAGCGCGGAGCCGGCGGGGCUGGACCGGCCGCUGUCCCCCCGCGGCCCCCGCCCCGCCCCGCACCACGGGGAUGCGGCAUCUCCAGCACCGGGACGGAUCCCUGCUGCAAUGAGAUCUGAGCCUUGAGGUGAGGACCUCGACCAGAAUACCUGCAGAGAGCCUGUGCUUCAGCCCUAAUCACAGUGUUAACGAGAAAAACUUGACUCAAGUUAAUUAGGAGAGAAGAUGGCCUUCACCAGGAAGAUCUGCCUCUUCACUCUCAUAUUGCUUCCCAUGGUUGCAGCAACCCACUCCAACUGCAUCAUUAAAAAGGAGCAAGAGACUUGUCUGGAGAAGAUCCGGAGGGCAGCUGCCCUGAACCCUUUCAAUGACUCUUCUCCGGGUUGCCCAGGAAUGUGGGACAACAUUACAUGCUGGAAACCUGCAAGUGUGGGUGAAAUUGUCUUUGUCAAGUGUCCUGCACUGUUCAGAUUCAUCAUCUCUGAAGAUGGUUGGGAGGUAGAUAAUUUGGGGCAAACCCAUGCAGGUGAUUAUGACCUGCUGGAAAGCACAGCCCAGUCUCCCCUAGGGGACAUCAGCAGGAAUUGCACUGAGGAUGGCUGGUCUGAACCUUUCCCUCAUUACUACGAUGCCUGUGGCUUUGACGAAAAUGAGACAGAGUCCGAUAACCAGGAUUACUACUAUCUGUCUGUGAAGGCUCUGUACACAGUGGGAUACAGCACUUCCCUGGUGUCCCUCACCACUGCCAUGGUCAUCCUGUGUCGUUUCAGGAAGCUUCACUGCACUCGGAAUUUCAUCCACAUGAACCUCUUUGUUUCGUUCAUCCUGCGUGCAAUAUCCGUGUUCAUCAAAGAUGGGGUUCUUUAUGCUGAACAGGAUGGCAACCACUGCUUCAUCUCAACAGUGGAAUGCAAAGCAGUGAUGGUGUUUUUUCACUACUGCGUCAUGUCCAACUACUUCUGGCUUUUCAUUGAGGGGUUGUACCUUUUCACUUUGUUGGUAGAAACCUUUUUCCCAGAGAGGAGAUAUUUCUACUGGUACACAAUCAUUGGCUGGGGUACCCCAACAAUCUGUGUCACUGUCUGGGCAGUGCUGAGGCUUCACUUUGAUGACACUGGCUGCUGGGACAUGAAUGACAACACUGCCUUGUGGUGGGUGAUCAAGGGUCCUGUGGUUGGAUCAAUCAUGAUAAACUUUGUGCUUUUUAUUGGCAUAAUUGUGAUACUUGUGCAGAAACUCCAGUCACCUGAUAUCGGGGGCAAUGAAUCCAGCAUUUACUUCACCCUCCCUCUUCCUCCCAGAUGCAGCUGCAGUCCAUGCCCAGGACACGUGCGCAGCUGCGUUCAGAAAUGCUACUGUAAGCCUAAGAGGGCUAACCAGCACUCUUGCAAGAUGUCAGAACUAUCAACCAUUACCCUGAGGCUGGCUCGCUCCACGCUGCUGCUCAUCCCCUUGUUUGGAAUUCACUACACAGUGUUUGCUUUUUCGCCUGAAAAUGUCAGUAAGAGGGAGAGACUGGUGUUUGAAUUGGGACUGGGAUCCUUCCAGGGUUUUGUUGUUGCUGUUCUCUACUGUUUCUUGAAUGGGGAGGUGCAAUCAGAAAUAAAGAGAAAAUGGAGGAGCUGGAAAGUCAACCGGUAUUUUGCUGUGGAUUUCAAACAUCGCCAUCCUUCUCUAGCGAGCAGCGGAGUGAACGGGGGGACACAACUGUCCAUUCUGAGCAAGAGCAGCUCUCAGAUUCGGAUGUCCAGCAUAAAUGCGGAGAACCUGGCGACAUGAGCAGCUGAGGGAGCAAAUCCGUCAGGAGCAAACCAAAAACCGCCCCUCGAAACAGAAAAAAAAUAUGAAACAAUAGUUUUGGUUGUGGUGGUGUAGGUCUCCUUCUCCUUCUCCUUCUUCUCCUUCUCCUUCUCCUUCUCCUU